This is a messenger RNA of Apis cerana (Asiatic honeybee), 2272 nucleotides long. It is a transcript of the gene CkIIbeta, whose product is annotated as casein kinase II subunit beta. The record is from RefSeq and is a predicted model, not a curated record. Gene Ontology annotation, molecular function: protein kinase regulator activity. Gene Ontology annotation, cellular component: cytoplasm; protein kinase CK2 complex. NCBI's taxonomy places the organism in Eukaryota, Metazoa, Arthropoda, Insecta, Hymenoptera, Apidae.
AAGGUAAGCCGUAAAGGCUGUUUAUUUUUGGGUUUUCAUUCGUCCUACAAGGUUUUUUCUCGAGUAAUGUGCUUCCUGGCUGUGUCGGACUGUACAUCGUAUUUGAAAAUCAGUUGACGAAGCAGCAAUGACCACGGAAACGAAAAUGAGCAGUUCUGAGGAGGUAUCCUGGAUUUCGUGGUUUUGCAAUCUCAGGGGAAAUGAAUUUUUUUGUGAAGUUGAUGAAGAUUAUAUCCAGGAUAAGUUUAAUUUAACCGGACUAAAUGAACAAGUACCACAUUAUAGGCAAGCAUUAGAUAUGAUUCUUGAUCUUGAACCUGCUUGUUUUUAUUCUGUAGAUGAUGAAUUGGAUGGCCAUCCAAACCAAUCUGAAUUAAUUGAACAAGCAGCAGAAUUACUUUAUGGAUUAAUUCAUGCACGUUACAUUCUUACUAAUCGUGGUAUUGCUCAAAUGAUUGAAAAAUAUCAAUCCGGAGAUUUCGGUUAUUGUCCACGUGUAUAUUGUGAAUCCCAACCUAUGUUGCCUCUGGGUCUUAGUGAUGUUCCUGGAGAAGCAAUGGUUAAAAGUUAUUGUCCCAAAUGUAUGGAUGUUUAUACACCAAAAAGCUCUAGACAUCAUCACACAGAUGGAGCAUAUUUUGGAACAGGAUUUCCUCAUAUGCUUUUCAUGGUUCAUCCAGAAUAUAGACCCAAACGUCCAACAAAUCAGUUUGUACCUAGGUUAUAUGGCUUUAAAAUUCAUCCUCUAGCAUAUCAGUUUCAACAACAAUCUGCAUCAACAUUUAAAGCACCAUUGCGAGCUGUUAAUUAUAAUAAUGGAAAACGUUAAGAAUAUUGCAACAUAGUCUAGAACAUUUUUUCAUUACUUAAAAUACAAUUCCUAAUUUCGUCCCUAAGGAUUAAAUAAAAUAUUAUUUUUUAUAUUGAUCUUUACACAUUUUAGCAAGGCGCUGAAAUACCAAUCGUUUUGUUUGAUCAUUUUGUAACUAAAAGUUUGAAUAUGGCAUUCGAUACUUUUCGGAUUUUUCCACGGUAUUUAUAUGCCGAAAAGAUUAAAGAGUGGUAUAUCAAACUGCCAAUGUUUACAAGCGCCAUGUUCAUUUUUAUUUCAGCUUUAGUAACAAUUUUCUUUUUGUUAAAAAUCAUAUUUGUAUGGUUAUAUCAAUUCUGGUCGAGUGAAAUAACAAAAAUGAAAUGCAUACAAAACAUAAUUACUAGGGACUAAAGAUGCAAAAUAAUGAUGAAGUAUGCCUGUUUAAAUGUUUUGCAUCUUUGUGAUUGCUUCCUAGUAAUUCCUAGAAUACAAAUGAAGAUCGAUCUCGAAAUAGAGAAGCAAGUAGCAACGAAUAUCGGUCGUUUUUUUAAUAAAAAAAAAAACGAUACAUAAAUUAAUUUGUUAAAUAUAAUUUAAUUUAAAUCUUAAGUAAGCUACAAAAAAGCAAUUUAUUUAUACAUAAUUUACCUUAAUAAAAACUAAGCUCAGAUAAACAGAGUAUAAAGCAAAUUUAAAAGUAAAGACUGCAUAUUAUUCUAUAAAAUCUUGUUUUUUACUGCAAUUCUUUGAAAAUGUAUUAUAUGCAAUUUUUAGUGACCAGAAACAAAAUUCCAGAAUUCUCUAAGUAUGAUAUAUAUUACAAAUAAUAAUAUAAUAAUGCAUAUUUUAAUAUAGUACAAUAAAAUUGUUUUUCUUUAUUAUGAUUAUUACAAGUGUUCAAAAUUUGUAUUAAACCAAAUAAGUUAUGUAUUUUUAAACUUAAUAAUUUUUUUAAACAAAUAUAUUUAAACUAAAUUAAAAUUAUUUAAAAAUAAGAUACAUAAAUGGAAAAAAGGACAAUAUUUUUCAUUUUAUUAUAUAUAUUCUGAAUAUUUUAGAUAUGUAUAUUCUCACAUUUUUUCAAUAUCGAUUUUCAACAUUGUAUAUUUAUCUACUUUAAUAAUUGCAUACAAAUUUUAAAUUCAUUGUAAAAUAUGAAAUUUCAAAAUAGUUAAUUUUUAAAAUUUUAGCAAAGUAAAAUUUAUUCAUAACUUAAGCAUUUAUAAUAUUUAAAAAAUAUGUAUUAGUAAAGAAAUUGUAUUUUAUGUUAAAAUCAAUGAUUGUUUUUCAGUCAUCUAUUAUAUAUCAUACACUUUCAAUUUAUUGUCAAAUAUAAAUAUAAGUCAUUGUAAUAUAACAUAACACACUGUAACAUGUCAUUAUGUAAAAUAUUAAAAAACAUUAUUUUUAUGUUAAUUUCAUUAUAUUAAUUUAAUAAAAAAAACCUUUUGAUGUUAA